AAUAUAUUGAUUGAUUAUUUGUAUACAAGAAAAUAUAUGAACGAAGGUAAAGAUUCAAAUAUUAGAAGAAGCUCCAGGAUAUCUACGAAAAAAAGAAGACCAAUAAAUUACAAAGAAAUAGAGGAUGGAAAGGAUUUCAGUCAAGAUAACGAUUCUGUUGAACAAGCAGCUAAGAGGAGUUAUGAAGAACAUGCGGUCACCAGCCUAGCAAAAAGAGAAGGAAAGCUUUGUCAUCCCAAAAAGUCCCUUACAGCUUACACUCUCUUUGUCAAGGUUCAGCGGAAAAAGCUCCAAGAUGAAGAUCCGAGUAAAACGACUCCCGAAUUAAUGAAAGAAAUUGGAAGACUUUGGAAAAGUAUCGCAGAUAGCGAAAAGUCUUGGUAUCAAUCUAUGGCUUCUAAAGACAAAGAAAGAUAUAAGAGAGAAAUGGAGGAAAUGCAACAUCUAAAAGAAAAGCAUAAGAUGAAUGAUAAUGAACUCAAAAGACCAAAGAAAUGCCUCUCCAGUUACAUGAUAUUUGUCAGAGAAGUCAGGACCCGAGUUACCCAAGAAUUCCCUGAUAUGAAUGCUCUUGAUGUUAUGAAAGAAGUCGGAAGAAGAUGGCAAAGUAUCAUUCCUGAAGACAAGAAUUAUUACCAAGGACUAGCUGGCAAGGACAAAGAAAGAUUCAAGAGAGAAAAUCAACAAUAUCUCAAAGAGCUUGAUCAAUUAGACAUGAAACUAAAGUCUCUAGAGCACAAAACUGAGAAGGAUUCAGAGAGAAGUUUUCAGAAAUUAUCAGCUACUCAUACAAGUGGAGGGAAAAGAAGCCGAAAUGAUAAGAAAGCACUUGAAGAGUGUAACAGUGGGUUCCAAUACUUCAGUCAAGAGGCAAGAGAGAUGAUAAGAAAGAAAAAUCCUUCCCUUACUCAAGCUAAUAUCAUGAAACAAGUUACAAUGCAAUGGAAUCAGCUGAGUAAUGAAGAAAAGGAAGCUUAUGACAGACCUUCAUUCAGUGAAAAUAAAACAGCUAAAGGAAAAUAAGAGAGUAAAGACUUCAGAAGGGAAUGAAAUGAAGAUUCAGAUUUACAAUGAAGAGCAUGACUCUUUCAAAGAUCACAGAAGUUUAGGAAAUGAUAAAGGAGAGUUUCAGAGUAGCAAAGAACAAGUAGCUUUUGGAGAGAAAGAAAAAUGCUUCCAACAGAGCAAUAUUGAAACAAGAAAGAAUGAAUACUUUCAAAAUAAGAAUAACUCGCCUAAUCUAGAUAGCUCUAUUAAAUUUAAUUUACCAGAGUCACGGCCAAUGAGUUUUAAUCAACCUUCUCCUAACCCAAUGCCAAUAAGGAAGGAUAUGGGUUUUGUCAAUAAUAUGGGGCCUUACCAAGAUAUGACUAAUGGCUCUACUGAAUAUUCUCAGUCUAAUGCUUAUAGUAAUAUGAACAGAAAUGCAAUGUUUUCUCCUAUGCCUUACAUGCCUAAUAGAAGUCCUGGAGUGAGCCCUAAUAUAGCCCCCAUGUAUAGUCCCAUGAUGGCCAGAAAUGAUAACAUGAGAGACUAUUCAAAUAGAAAUCUUUCAAAUAUGCAGAGAAAUCCUACUGUAAUGGGACAAAGUUUAUCAACACCAGUUAAUAAAGGAGAUAUUGGAUGCCCUGAUUUCUACCAAAUGAGUGCUUCCCCUUCAGGAUAUACUCCAAUGAGAACCAAUCUAGCCAGAUUCAACCCUGGGAUGUCUCCUCUCCGCCAGCCAGACACCUCUGCAAUCUUCGGGCCUAGUCCAAAUAUGAUGCCAAAUUUAUCAUUUCAGGCUUACCAAAUGGGCAACACUCCCAUCAACCAUUACGGGAACAACAAGCAGAUGUUCGCUCCUCCAAAGCCGUUCAACCCAAUGAUGCCCCAGGGGAACGACGGGCAAAGAAAAAUGAAUCCAGAUGACAGCAAACUAUUCGAGUUAAAUCCCUUCGGAGGCUAGUACUCUAGGUUCUCUAUUU
This is a messenger RNA of Moneuplotes crassus, 1967 nucleotides long. The record is from the annotation of a GenBank genome assembly. NCBI's taxonomy places the organism in Eukaryota, Ciliophora, Spirotrichea, Euplotida, Euplotidae.